Neospora caninum is the source of this 1812-nucleotide messenger RNA. RefSeq names its product tryptophanyl-tRNAsynthetase,related. Gene Ontology annotation, biological process: tryptophanyl-tRNA aminoacylation. The record is from RefSeq and is a predicted model, not a curated record. Gene Ontology annotation, molecular function: ATP binding; tryptophan-tRNA ligase activity. NCBI's taxonomy places the organism in Eukaryota, Apicomplexa, Conoidasida, Eucoccidiorida, Sarcocystidae. Bases 1 to 1812 code for a protein of 603 amino acids. The transcript is spliced from 7 exons.
AUGCACACUCCGCACGCCGCGGGGGGGAGCGCUCCCGACGAUGCAAGCCGUUCGACCUGCAGAAGUCGCCUUUUCCUGCAUGCAUCGCCAGCACCCCCGCCCGGCUCGCCCUCGUCCGCUCACCUCAACCGUGAAGCUGGUGCCGAUCAGGCUGCGCAUGCCGCUCCGCUCGCGUUUCACCUCUCUCGCCAGGCGGCGCCCGCGAACGAGGAGGCGGAGAAGCCUCUGAACGACGGAGGGCGCGAACACCUGCGGGGAAUCGCCGCGAGGGAGGCUGAGCACCAGGACGGACGGCCUCUGUGGAUGGAGGAUCAUGCCGGUCAUCUGGACCAGCUAUUUCGAGGCUCACGCGUCAUGACUGGUCUUCAGCCAAGUGGGCACCUGCAUCUCGGCAAUUAUUUCUCAGUGGUUCGUCCGCUGCCGACUUUGGAAUCGUCGGGCGCGUCGAUCACAUGUCUCAUCGGCGACCUGCACGCCUCGUUUGGGGGCCUCGACCGGACGGGCGUAAGCCUUCUGUCUCCGGAGACAAUCAGGUUUCGCUCAGGCCGAGUCAACGCAGCAGACGGCGACCGUCUCAGAGGCGCCGUUUCUCGACACGGAACCAGUACCCCCGCCUGCGGAGGGAGAACGGCGGACUCCAACGAGGGGGGUUCUGUCGAAGACACGAAGGGGAUCUCCGAGAAGACGCUCGACGCAGUCGCGAUGCUGCUGGCGGCCGGGAUACAUCCUGUCCUUGACGCAAAAGUCGACGGGAUAGAUGGCUCGGAGACACGGGGCAACACCGCCGUGGUUGUGCAGAGCCUCGUCCCCGAACACACCAUGCUCGCUACGCUGCUGAUGGGGACUACGCCCCUAGCGUGGCUGGAACGGUGUACGGGUGCAUCGGCCAAUAUUCGUCGCCUUGACGGAGAAGCGCGAGGCUCGGCUGACAGCGGCAAGCACAGUGCGCUGCAGGGCGACGAAGGCCGCAGAGCAGACGUCGGCAUGCGGUUUUAUCCGUUACUGAUGGCAGCGGAUAUCCUGUCACACGAUUCCGACUUCGUGCUGGUGGGCGGGGAUCAACGCCAGCAUGUCGAGUUCACUCGCCAAGUCGCUAGGCGGUGGAACCGCUCUUUUCUCCCCUGUUCCUCCGAGGGCGCCGGCGGGGACCAACCAGCUGGGCGUCGGCGGGCAGACCCUCUGGCGUCCAGUGCGACUGGGCGGUUGACGAGCGCGCGACCGGCGACACGGCAGGGUCUGUGUGUGCCCAAAAUGAUAAGCUACAGGCGAGUGUCUUCGAGAAUCGGAGAUCUGCAGAGCCCGGGGAACAAAAUGAGCAAGAGCGGCUCGCAUGCGUCCGGAAGUGCACCGCUGAACUCCAAGGGAUGCGUAUUUCUUCUAGACCCUCCGGAUGUCAUCGCUCUGAAGAUCGCCAAGGCGAAGACUGAUACACUUCGCGGCUUGUCCUACAACCGAGCGGGGCCGCCGAACCCUCAGCGAGAGGGAGUUGGCGACCAGGACGGAGCUGAGGGUCGAGCUGCCUGCCACAAUCUUUUGCAUCUUUGGAGCGCCGUGACAGGCGAAGGGCCUCAGGAGGCGGCGAGCCGCUUUAACGAUGCCUCCUGGGAGUGCUUCAAGAAGGAACUGGCCGAGCGCCUCGUGGAUAUGCUCAGCCCUGUGCAGAGGCGCUAUCGAGAAAUUAGAUCUGACACCCCUUACCUGCGUCGCGUGAUCGCCGCGGGUGCACGAGUGGCCCGCCAAAGAGCCGCCGCGACACUGCAGCACGUCAGACAGGCAAUGACCAUUCUAGACACAACCUGGGAGGCAACCUGA